AUGUCUAGCAAUAGCUAUUCGACUCCAAACCAACUGAGUUUGGCUAGAUUUGCAUUCAAUAUCUAUGGAGCUUUAAAUCAGUCGUCAUCUAUUGAGAGUGGGUCACCAUCAUCAUCGAAUAGUUCAGUUCGAUCAAGAUUAAACGACAAUGCAGCCAAUAAGAACAGAUUGACAUAUAACUGUGAGAGGGAAGUAGCAUGCGUGUCACAAUAUAGCCCAUCAGGGAUAUCGCCGUAUAGUGAAGCUGAGACCUUGAAUCAUGUUGUGAUAGGUGGAAAAAACUACUUAAAGAUCUUGACAUUGAAUGGUGAACAAACUCGAAUCACACAAGAAACAAACGUUCUUGAGCAGGCAGGUCCACUAUACUCCAAAUCAAGAAUACCGCUUUCUAGUAAGCUUAAUAAUAUCAAUACGAUAAAGACAUCGACCGAUUCUAUUGCUUGUGGUCUUUCAAAUGGAAUUAUAUCUAUUUAUAAGGUGAAUAAUAAUGGAAAAUCCAGUUUGACACACAAAUUUACUGAUCACAAACGUUGCAUAAACUCAUUGGACUUCAAUCCGAAACCUGAGAAUCCUAACUUGUUAAUAUCAGGCUCUCAAGAUGGAUCUAUCAAGCUAUGGGACUUGAGAUCUUCAUCUGUUAAACCAGAGACUACAGUAAUCUCGGGCGGUCAUUCAGAUCCUGUCAGGGCAUGUCAAAUUUCACCACAUACACAGGUAAGGAACAAACUCACUGUAUUGUCGGCUCAUGAUUCAGGUACAUUAUGCAUGCAUGAUUUACGGUGUCCUGGACAUCAACAACUGCAUUUACCUUUAUAUACACCAGAACGUAAAUGCAAUUUUCACACGGGUCCAGCAUUGUCUUUACAUAUUCAUCCUGAAAAAGAAUACGUAAUUACUGGUGGUCGUGAUCAGAAAUUAUGCAUUUGGAAUUAUGGCAGAUCAUUUGCUUUCAAUAAUACUAGUCCAGACUUUAUUGUAAAUACUUAUGGGCCAGUGAUGAAAGUGAGAUGGUCGAAUUAUGCUUGCAGCUCUAACGAUAUUGACCAUAGCCAUGCAGAAUAUUCCAAAUUUGACGAAAAAUCAACCUAUGAAGAAAGAGAGACAGCUUACGCUUCUACUACUAAUAAUCCAUUAUACAAUUAUGACUUUGCAUGCCUGUACCUAAACGAUGACCCGACAUUAGCUGUUUUCAACCUUAAAAGAAAGUAUAUUCCCAAGGAAGUUAUUACCUCAACUAAACCGUUUCAGAACUUUAUUUGGGCCAAAAAUUAUUCUCAAACUAGGAGUAUGUGGACAAUAACAAAGUCAAAUGUCUUUGCUGCUUACAAUUUAGAUAAUAAUUGCAAUCAACAGGACAUAUCCAAGCCUUUGGACAAUUUGAGUAACGUUUCGGUCACCUGGAAUGAUGGCAUUGGGGACUUUUGUUUUGUUACUCAAGAAAAAGAUGAAUUUGAAUUUAAUUCUGAAACAGAUACUUCUACAGAGGCUUCUAUGUAUAGCGAUUCGGGUCACGAGCUUCCUCUGUAUGGAGAGUCAGCUCUUCACUUACGAAGGUUGAGUGAAGACCAAGAUGCUAGCAAUUUUGAACCAAAUUAUAAUGGUGACUACUCACCCUAUGGUUCAAAGAUUCAAGUGGGAUCUGUUCCAAUUGCAUAUUCUAGUACAGCUACGCUGAAAAAUGAUCGGAAUACGAAUCAGAAAACACCCAUGAUGCAUAGUUUGAAAUCUUCUCCAAAACCAACAGGCAGAUUAUCAUCGGCUUUUAAUGAUGCACAAAAUAGACCUUCCUUAGACAGAAACCAAUCUCAGUCUACAUUUGAAUCUUCAGUGUCAAUUAAUCACGCAGCUCAAACAAAGGUGAAUACUAAAAGAAAACUGCUUUGCGUCAAUUAUGCUUCGCCUUAUCUUGUUCCACUUUCGCUUCCUUUACCACUCAACGAUGAAUAUGUUUUUGAAGCACUAUCUCAAAACUAUUUGAUAUCUAUACCUGAUGGAUUUCGACUACAUGAUGUUUGCCUUCUCAACGCUAGCGUCGCUGCUAGUGUAAACAGAUAUAGGGAUUGCCAGGUUUGGCGUAUGCUAGCAGUCAGCCUUGAGCAAAAUCAUCAAGUUGAGAAGACCAAUAUGGAUUUCACAGAGGAGUCAAAGGAUGACCAGGGAGGCGAUUCUAGGUCGAUUCUGUCAGACUUGGGAAACUUUGUAGGUUCAUACAACUCAAAUUCUACCCUGACAACCAACUAUGGUGGCACCGCUGGCAACGAAAAUAGCGCAGAGUCACUGGAAAAAGCAAUAUCAAGGCAGCAGUCAUUUAAUCAGAUAUAUUCUGAAACUAAAAAUCUGUCAUCUCACAAUUUAAUGAACAUUAUUAACGUUGGCCGAGGAAACAGCUUCACACAUGGCCCUAACACCUCAAGUAAUGCUUUUUUUAAAAAUAACGAGAACCCUCCUAACGAUGACAACGAAGAUGCAAUAGAGGAUGAUGACGAAGAAAAUAAUGUAAAUAGCAAAGCUAAAUCUCAAAGUGAGGGCUUUUCGAAUGUUGAUAUCAAGAGAAGUAAGUCAGACUCAUCUCUGAAACAACCGAAUAAAAUCUCCAGAGAAAUAGGGAAGAAACACUCCGUCGCUUCAUUUUCAGAAGACUCGAGUAGUCUGCCCAUAAAAUAUAGCCCUAUAAAGGCGGAGCCUGAAAAUUACCUGAAAAUGGAGAUUUUGCCAAAUUCAAAGACUUUGGUAGGCAAGCAUCUGUUCCAAAGGCGACCGUCUUAUCUGAGAGUAGCCACAAAAUAUCACUUUGAGAAUAGCGAAGAUUUAGAUGAUGAAAACCAAAAUAUACUAAAUAAAGCAGCUGUUGGGUCAUUUUCUUCUGCCUCAACACAUCAAGAAAUUGGAGACGGGUUCGGGAGUUUUGGCCACACUUAUCACUCAUAUAACUCUCAUGGAUCCUUUGGAUAUUCGGCUCCGCAUUCUCAAGGAUCUUCUUUGUCAAGAAGAGACUCGGUCAUACCAACGCAGGGCUUUUUUAAGACCCACGAUAAAACGACCAGAAACAAAGACAACCGUUUAGAUGAGGUGAACGAAGACGUCGAGGAAAGACAAUCUGCGGAUAAAAAUUUGAUGCAUUCAGAAUUGACAAGAGCAAUUAAUGAAAGUGAAAAUGAUGCAACUUCCUCGAAAGCAUGGGAAACAUUCAGCUUAUUGCUGAAAGCAUUGGACUAUGCAGCCCUACAAGGAGAUAUUGUCUUUUGUGCUACUCUCACCAUGCUUUUCUAUGAUGUAACUAAUAUUGACAGGGCCAGAAGUUUGGAAUGGCUUUCUUUGUACGUGGAAAUACUUCAAAGAAAGAGACUUUUUGUGAACGCCGUGCAAAUCAUAAAGACGGCUCCUAAGGACCUAGCUUCAGAUCUAGCCACCAAUAAGGAUCUUGAUCUUAGAUUUUACUGCCCAAAGUGCCAAACAUUAAUAGUAAAUGAACAGUCAAAGGAUCUUUCCCAAGGUCUCUGGUAUUGCAGUCGAUGUUCAAGCCCCCAGCCAAGCUGCAUUUAUUGUGGAGAACCGUGCAAAGGAUUAAACGUCGUCGUUAGCCUUCGUUGUGGACAUAGGGGUCACUUCGGCUGCUUGAGAGAAUGGUUUGUUGAAGAAGAGAAUGUCGAAUGCCCCGGUGGCUGCGACUAUUCCAUCAUAUAG
Molecule: messenger RNA, 3684 nt
Organism: Priceomyces carsonii
Lineage: Eukaryota; Fungi; Ascomycota; Pichiomycetes; Serinales; Debaryomycetaceae
Exons: 1
Coding region: 1-3684 (1227 amino acids)
Biological process (GO): positive regulation of TORC1 signaling; positive regulation of macroautophagy
Cellular component (GO): GATOR2 complex; vacuolar membrane; cytosol
Molecular function (GO): protein binding
Source: RefSeq, a predicted model, not a curated record